Messenger RNA from Onychomys torridus (southern grasshopper mouse), 4511 nucleotides. It is a transcript of the gene Pcyt1b, whose product is annotated as phosphate cytidylyltransferase 1, choline, beta. Gene Ontology annotation, molecular function: phosphatidylcholine binding; choline-phosphate cytidylyltransferase activity. Lineage: Eukaryota; Metazoa; Chordata; Mammalia; Rodentia; Cricetidae. The transcript has 8 exons. The coding region runs from base 272 to 1417 and encodes 381 amino acids. The record is from RefSeq and is a predicted model, not a curated record. Gene Ontology annotation, biological process: CDP-choline pathway.
GCCUUCUUUACAACUGCAGCUUUCACCACAACCUGCCUAUCCCCACACAACAGCCAUCAGAGCGCCAGUCCCGAGCACAGCACUUGUCAAUGAGCAACAGCCCAGAGGAGACAAGAGGACGCUUGUGACAAAUCUAAUAAAGCGAAGGCACUGGACAACUCGAAUCUCUGCUUAUUCAAUAAUCUAGACACUCCGAGUCCUUUGGAGCUUAUCUGUCAGCACUGGGCAGAGUAACAUGCCUUGAGCUUUUUGCCAAGUGUCUCUCUCGUAUAUGUCUAGAUCCACAAAAAUUUCACCCUGUGACUCAAAAGAAGUUGUAAAGGGAGAAGACCAUAGAUACAGAAGAAAGUUGGGAACGAACAUAGUGGGACACCAGCAAUGCACCAUGGACAAGGACAGCUGCACUCCCAAAUUCUCACGCAAGACCCUGACUGCACCUGCCCCAUUUGCAGAUGAAUCCAGCUGCCAGUGCCAAGCACCUCAUGAAAAACUAACCAUUGCCCAGGCCCGCUUAGGAACACCAGUUGACAGGCCUGUUAGAGUGUAUGCAGAUGGAAUAUUUGACCUCUUCCACUCAGGUCAUGCAAGGGCACUUAUGCAAGCAAAAACAUUGUUUCCCAACAGCUACUUGUUGGUAGGAGUUUGCAGCGAUGACCUUACUCACAAAUUCAAAGGUUUUACUGUGAUGAAUGAGGCAGAGAGAUACGAAGCUCUCAGACACUGCCGCUAUGUGGACGAAGUCAUCAGAGAUGCACCAUGGACUCUCACACCAGAGUUCCUGGAAAAACACAAGAUUGACUUUGUGGCUCAUGAUGACAUUCCAUAUUCCUCUGCUGGUUCUGACGAUGUUUAUAAGCAUAUAAAGGAAGCAGGCAUGUUUGUACCAACACAAAGAACAGAAGGCAUCUCAACAUCAGACAUCAUCACCAGAAUUGUACGUGACUAUGAUGUGUAUGCCCGGCGCAAUCUUCAGAGAGGCUACACAGCCAAGGAACUCAAUGUCAGCUUUAUAAAUGAGAAGAAGUAUCGUUUCCAGAACCAGGUGGACAAGAUGAAAGAAAAGGUCAAGAAUGUGGAGGAAAGAUCAAAGGAAUUUGUUAACAGAGUAGAAGAAAAGAGUCAUGACCUAAUUCAAAAGUGGGAAGAAAAAUCAAGAGAAUUCAUUGGCAACUUCCUGGAACUGUUUGGGCCAGAUGGUGCAUGGAAGCAGAUGUUCCAGGAGAGGAGUAGCCGGAUGCUACAGGCCUUAUCUCCGAAGCAGAGUCCCGUGAGCAGCCCAACCCGGAGCCGGUCCCCUUCCCGCUCCCCGUCUCCCACCUUUUCAUGGCUCCCAAACAAGACCUCUCCCCCCUCCUCACCCAAAGCAGCCUCAGCCUCCAUCAGCAGCAUGAGUGAGGGGGAUGAGGAUGAGAAGUAAAGGUGCCUGGCCAACAAGAGCCACAGCACACAGGAUGGGAAGGGGUCCCGGGAUGCCUGGGUGGUGUUGAGAGCAGCUCAGCGGGGAGAUGGGAGUUCUGCCAUGGGAAGGUACCGAGGUCAGCUCCUCUUCCUUCUCCGUACAGCCUGUCCGGGGCACAGCAUGGAGGUUCCCAACCUGAAAACCCGUCCAAACCUUCUUAGCAUCAUAGAAUCGCCCCACUUUAGCCCUGCUAUGAAAAGAUGCAGAGCACUCCAUGAAGAGGGGUGACUUCUGCUGUGGUCCACACAUUCAUCCGUAUCAAGUAAGCCACCUGCAGAAGUGGCUGCUGCCUCACCCUGCUAUCUCCAGCCCUCUAAGAGCCUUGCACGUUGUCUCCUAUCUCCCAAGCUCUCCCAGAAUGAAUUCCCUUCCAAAUGAGGUGGCUAAGUGCUUCCAAAAUGGGCAAGUGAAAGACAUUCCUGCCUUCUCAGUUCAGCCACUGAGGCCCGAGGAUGCAAUUGUCAACUCUUUCCUGUUCCAGGACAAUGACUCAGACCCAGCUUUGCUUUGGCCAGAUAGAAAAGUGUGAACCUUAACUUCUCAUUCAAAGGACAGUUGUGUCAAGGUGAACUCCACCUAAGGCCUGACAUGCUUCUGGCUGUACUUUUCAUCACUGGCAUGAUGACACUGUUUCCCAGAAAUUACCCGAAUUGAUGGGAAUCACAACAAGGAAACCUGUCUUGUCUAAAAAGAAAUAACCAAACCAACCAGGAGCUGCUUUGCUUUGGCUCCAUGUAUGGAAGAUAAAAAUAUCUCUUGGAGCUUCUUAAAGGAAUGGCUCUUUCCAUUUCUGGCCACUUCACAGUUCCUAGUCCUCAAGUAACAGUUUGAUGUAACAAACACUUAGUAUACCGAUAGGGGGUGCUACCUGCACGUAUCUGUUCUAUGUAUCCUUCAAAUAUGCCACCCCAGGGUGUAUACCAUAUGCAAUAUGAAUAUAUGGUGGUGGUGUUUGACUACAUACUCCUUUCCUGCUCUCCCCCCAAUACCCUGCUGAGAGGCUUGAUCAAAAGAACCAUCUGGUUCCCUCAUGACUUGGGCACUUUGUCAAAAGCUCAAUCAAAUGUUAGAUUCCUGUAGAAAUGUUUUGUCCCAGAAAAUUCCUGUUGCUCUUCACCCAUGACAUUUUGGGUAAAGGAAAGCUCUGAAGAGUCUUGCAAAGAAUUGAAGGCUCAAUCUUUCCCAUGGUCUAAGAGAUAUUGGAGUGAUUUCUGGCCCUAGCGUCUCUGGAUGGGAUGGAGACGCUCAGGUUACUGUAGAACUGUUUAGGACUACUGUUCCCUAAUCAUGUGCAGGUUUAGAGCCAAUCUCUUAAGUGCAAAUAGAAGUCCCUGAUUCUCCAGAAGUCAGACAGCACUGAGGCUUGACAGAAUCAAGGCCAUAACCUGUAACUUGUGGGCACAAGCCUGUCAUCUCUGGUGGCAGAAGCAUCCCUUUGUUCAGAGGCUUUGGGGACAAGCCUUCUGGGCGUCAGUCAGUGGAGAAAGAAGCCUGCCUUUCCCCUUCGUGUUGAGGUUGGACUACCUUCCCACUCACCUGAAGAUCAGUGGUGACUCCACUUGGAGCUUCCUUGUUCUGGGCACUUCUUCCAGAACUCUGUGCAGUGCUCAUGAAAGAUGGGGUUGGUGGGAACACGGCCUGUGAGGAGGAAAGUUCUUUCCAUAGUCAAGGCCCUCUCAGAGCAUCGCUCUCUCCAGGGGCAAGGGCUUCCACUCUUCCAUUGUGUCUUUGACCCCAGCCUUCCACCAUGCACCCAGGACAAAUCGUGCAUGUUUGCCUUCCAUGUCAGCCAACAGACACUUGUGGCAGUGAAAGGAGAAGACCGAGCAGAUGAAAGGAGUGAGGACAAGAGAAGAGGAGAAGAGAGGAUCCUAGAGAAAGAAAAGAAAGAUAAAAGAAGAUCUGCCGUCUUAAGGCAUCAGGUUGUAUGUGGGGGAACUCUCUUUGAUGAGGUGUUUUUAAAAAGCUCUGACUCUAUGAUCCAGGGCACAGAGACGCACUUUUACCUAAGUGUUGCUCUGAGGCAGACUGAGUAGGGUGGAUACAUCAGGCAACUAUAGUUUUGCAGGCCCUACACACCAUCCUGAAAGGUACCAUACACAUGACUCAUCAGAGAGUACCACUGUAGCUGGGGAUGAUGGGAGAGGACCACACCAGAAUCAUUCCAGGUACAGACAGGCCCAAAGGACUUCUUCUCAUUUCCAACAGCACCUCCUCACAAAGAAAUGGGCCUUCUGCUGUUUAACGUUUAACCCCUCUUGACCGUCUCUCAGUGUUUCCCAGCCCUUGCCCUACCUUGCCUCUUCCACACCCAGCAGGAGCUGGGAUUGAGUCAUUCGGUCAGUUUGCGUGACCAAAAGUGAGUUAGGGAUGUAAUGAGAGCAUAAUUAUGCUACAAGCUUGGAGAAGUAAGCAGAAAUGAAAAAAGAAAAAGGUUAUUUUUCUCCAGAAAGGGAAAGAAAGAACUUAGGGAAUGGGAAGAUGGAAAAAAUUGAGACUGAGUUGGUGAGUAUGGGAGAAUUUGUAUUUUCUUCUUUCCCCUAGGCCCCUACCUAGUGAAGGAGAAAGGCUUCCUAUUAUAUACUUCCAUGGUCAGUGGGCCCCAUGUGGCAGGUGGGGUCCUGGCUUUUCCAGCUUCUUGGGCAUAUUAACAAUUCCCAUAUCCCCCCUGAAACCAAGUGCUGACUCUCUUGGUGGAGUUGAAAUGUGGUAGUCACACUGAAUGGCCCAUUUCUGUCAAGAAACUUCACUGUCAGGAUAUCCCAGAGGCAAAGGUAAACCAGCCCUAUGACAGAUGUAGCGUGGCUUCUGACCUGCUGUGGACCCAGAAGACUCAGCCGCUUUACGACCUAGGCUACAAGAUACUGCAGCUACCCUGGUGGGUGGCAGCUCCAGGAAGAACACAGCCCAUCUUCAGGACUCAGUUAAUACCCAGUCAUACCCCACAGACGAGCUUGUUUUCAGGCAUCUGCUCAGCACCAGUCCUGUCCUGACCUUCUGCUCAGAAAGGAAGAACAAAAGAAAGUAAGAGAGAAAGAAAGCAAGCGAUGAG